GGUGUAGCCCGGAAGAGUUAAUUGUUUCUGUCGUCAUGGACGGAAGGGUGAUUACACCUGAUGAACUGGCCCAAGCCCAGAGAUUUGGAGAUUUGGUUCCGGUCUACAAAGUCGAUGAAAGAACGGUCGUUAAGACCGGCGACUGCGUCCGACUCGCUGAGGCCGAAGCAUUGAAACUAGUUCGCGAAAAGACAACCAUCCCCGUACCUGAAGUUUACAAUGCAUAUACAGACAGCGACACCGGGCAUGUGCGAAUUGUAAUGGAAUUCAUUGAGGGCGACCGCCUCGAUGACGUCUGGGACAAGCUCGAUAAUGAUCAAAAGAAGGAAGUUAUUGAACAACUCCGGGACUUCAUCUCCCAACUGCGCGAGAUAAAAGGCUCCUUCAUCGGAUCCGUGGACAGUACGGCCUGCGAAGACCAACUCUUCACCGACGAGAUUGGCGGGUAUGGGCCGUAUAAGGAUGAAGAGUCUUUCAACGUAGGAAUCGCCACUGCAGUUAAGAGAACAUUAACUGGUAGCUGGGCCGACACGGUGACAAACAUGGUAAUGGCUCUGAGGAAUCACGACAUUGUGAUGACGCAUGGGGCAUUUCAUCCCCGCCAGGAGUGCUUCGUCUUCCAAAUAUCUCGCGGAACCGCAAUUUCUGCGAAAUUGCCAGCGUGUCCCAUUUUCUCUAACAUCUUCCAACCACAAUUCACCAUAAUGACAUCCUCGACCUCAAAAUCUCCAGUCUACUCCCCACCUCUCACCCUCCCACCGCCACAAACUCACAAGACAACCCUGAUAAUUCUUCACGGCCGUCGCUCCACCGCCCAGAAGUUCGCCGAACCACUUCUCACGCAUCCGGUCUCCCCUGUCUCAACAGUGACCUCCUCAACCUCAAGCGAGCUCUCGGAUUCUUCCAAAGCCUUCCGCGACUACUUCCCCCAUACAAAAUUCGUCUUUCCUACCGCCCCCCUGCGUCGAGCCGUCGUAUUCAAGCGCAGCCUCACGCACCAGUGGUUCGACAACUGGUCUCUAACUCAGCCAGAGCUUAAGCAGCAUUUGCAGAUUCCAGGUUUGCGCGAGACAAGCGCAUAUUUGCACGACUUGUUACGGAAAGAGAUUGAGGUCGUGGGAGCGAAGAACGUCGUCUUGAUGGGGCUCAGUCAGGGCUGUGCGGCUAGCCUUAUUGCGACGCUUCUGUGGGACGGCGAGGCGUUUGGGGCUGCGGUGGGUAUGUGUGGGUAUCUGCCGUUUCGAAAGGGAAUGGCGGAGGCUGCGGAGGAUGCGAGAGAUGGAGCCGAGGAUCCCUUUGAAGGUUCGGGGGAUGACGAGCGGGAGGACAUGCUCGAGCGGGAUGGAGAAGAUGCUGAGGGAGGCGAAACUAAUUUCGAGAGAGCUGUUGAAUGGCUGCGCGAGGAGUUGCAGGCAAGUAGUGAAGGGGGCGACGAUGCUAAUAAGCCGCUUUCGAUGCAAUCGAUACCGGUUUUCAUGGGCCAUGGAACAGAAGAUGAGAAGGUGCCAUGUGAAACUGGCAGGUUGGCCGCAGAGUUCUUGAGUGGCAUAGGCGUCAAUGUACAAUGGAAUGAGUAUGAAGAGCUGGGUCACUGGUAUUCCGAAAAUAUGCUGCGAGACGUGGUCACAUUUCUAAGUGGUUUGAAAGGAUGGGAGGAUAUUGUUAGAGUUGGAAAAUAA
Messenger RNA from Westerdykella ornata, 1679 nucleotides. RefSeq names its product alpha/beta-hydrolase. Gene Ontology annotation, biological process: protein depalmitoylation. The record is from RefSeq and is a predicted model, not a curated record. NCBI's taxonomy places the organism in Eukaryota, Fungi, Ascomycota, Dothideomycetes, Pleosporales, Sporormiaceae. Gene Ontology annotation, molecular function: carboxylic ester hydrolase activity; palmitoyl-(protein) hydrolase activity. Gene Ontology annotation, cellular component: cytoplasm. Bases 36 to 1679 code for a protein of 547 amino acids. The transcript is spliced from 3 exons.